GGAGAGGGAAGCCAAAUUCAGUUGUAAAAUAUUUAGCAAAGAGUAAACUUUACUAGAUUUUGUUUUUUCGUUUGCUCUGAUUUUACCAAUUACCAGAUUAGAAAAGGAAAAAGAGGAACUCUUUCUUUAGGGGUGAGAAAGCAAAUGGACCACCCAAUUAUUCUUGAAAAAACCCAACAGGUGAUAUCCAGUGUAUGUUGAUUCUUUUCUGUCCCUCUUUUCCUUAUCUAUCAGUUUCUUGAUUACUUCAUGUUAAGAAUAUAUCUAUGAUUCAAUUCUUUGGUUCCAUCGUCUUCAGUCUGCGUUAUCCUUGUUCCUGCUGAAAAAUACUGUUUAUCCAUUUGGUUAGGUUUGUGUGAUGAAAAUUUAGCCAACCCAGAUAUUUGAUUGUUGUUCUCUGUGCAAAGAGAAGUGAAUAGAGGCUUGUAUUAAGAAUUUCAUAUUUUGUGGAGAGUAUAUUUGAUUAGGCUUCAGUAGCAAAAAAACUAUUUAUCUCUGUCCAUGGCAGUUCUUGUAAAUUCAGUGUCUCCUAUUGCACACCCAUCACCAGAAAGUACUAGAAACAGUUGUAGGUUCUUUUCCCACAUCAGGAAUCUCCAACCACUUUCGCUCAGCAAGGGAUUUUCUAGAGUUUUGGCAACUACCCAGAUCACCAUUUCUCCAAAGGACACUGUUUUCACCUUACCCAACUGGAGGGUUGCCAAGAAUAACAGAAGAAGUAGGGAAGUCAGACUAAUUGAUGCCUUUCUGCACUUAGAGUCUAUGGUAGGGAAGGGCCAAAAGCCUGAUGUGGCUCAAGCAACUCAGCUCUUAUAUGACCUUUGCAAGGCAAAUAAGAUGAGAAAAGCUGUCAGGGUGAUUGAAAUGAUGGUUUCUGCAGGCAUUAUACCUGAUGCAGCUUCUUAUACAUUAUUGGUGAAUUAUUUGUGUAAAAGAGGUAACAUUGGGUAUGCAAUGCAGUUGGUUGAAAAAAUGGAGGAGUAUGGCUAUCCAACCAAUACCAUUACCUAUAAUUCGCUUGUUAGAGGGCUUUGUGUGCGUGGAAACUUGAACCAAAGCUUGCAGCUUUUGGAUAGACUGAUACAGAAGGGGCUGGUCCCAAAUGUUUAUACCUACUCCUUCUUGCUUGAAGCUGCUUAUAAGGAAAGAGGGGUCAAUGAAGCCAUGAAGCUCCUGCAAGAGAUAAUUGCUAAAGGUGGAAAGCCUAAUUUGGUCAGUUACAAUGUUUUGUUAACUGGGUUGUGCAAGGAAGGUAGGACUGACGAGGCUUUGCGGUUCUUCAGGAAUUUGCCUUCGAUGGGGUUUGAUCCGAAUGUUGUGAGUUAUAACAUUGUACUGAGGAGCUUGUGUUAUGAGGGUAGGUGGGAAGAGGCAAAUGAGCUUCUGUCUGAGAUGGAAGGUGAGGAUCGGUCUCCUUCCAUAGUUACAUAUAAUAUCUUAAUUGGUUCACUUGCACUUCAUGGUAGAACUGAACAUGCUCUUGAAGUUUUGGAUGAAAUGGUGAGAGGUCGGUUCAAGCCUACUGCUGCCAGCUACAAUCCCAUAAUUGCUCAUCUCUGUAAAGAGAGGAAGGUGGAUAGUGUGAUUAAGUGUCUAGACCAAAUGAUUCAUCGGCGAUGUAAUCCUAAUGAGGGAACAUUCAAUGCUAUUGCCGUGCUCUGUGAGGAAGGGAUGGUGCAGGAGGCAUUCUCUAUAAUUCAGAGCCUCGCUAACAAACAAAAGUGCUCCACCAACGAGUUCUACAAAAACGUAAUUACAAGCUUGUGUAGGAAAGGGAACACCUUCCCAGCGUUUCAGAUUUUAUAUGAAAUGACCAAGCGUGGUUUCACUCCAGAUUCUUAUACGUAUUCAUCCUUGAUCAGAGGGUUGUGUUUGGAGGGUAUGCUAGAUGAGGCCAUGGAGAUUUUCAAGGUAAUGGAAGAAAACAACAUUAGGCCUGAUACCGACAAUUUCAAUGCCCUUGUACUCGGCUUCUGCAAAUCUCGAAGAACAGAUUUGUCCUUGCAGGUUUUCGAGAUGAUGAUUGAGAAAGGGCGUAUGCCUAAUGAAAUGACCUAUACCAUUCUCGUGGAAGGGAUUGCACAUGAAGGAGAACUGGAGCUGGCAGCCAAAGUUUUGAAAGAGUUGCACCUGAGACAUGUUAUGAGUCCGAAUACAGUGGAAAGACUUGUUAUGCAGUAUGACUUUGAGGAUUUACCAGUAUAGAAAUAUGGGGGUAAACAAAAAGAAAUGCUAUUAAAGGAGAGCAAUAGCAAGCAAGAUUAAAGACCAAGUCAUUUCUAGGACCAAGAAGUUUUAGCAACUCAGUUCGAGAAGGCUGUUCAAUCAUUUGUUUUGUAGACGGACAGAUCGAUGAGGGAAGGGGGGAAAAUGGAUAGAAAAGGCCCUCCUUUGAAUAUUGAUAUAUUCAGACUUCGGAACUGGGCAAAGAACAAGUUCAAGACAGAAGCUUUGCUCUAUACCUUUACUUUAUUUGGAGAGAACUUGUAUUUCAAUUUUGUUCUGUAAAUUAAGUCUAACAAUUUGUUUUCAGAUUUGGUGGUUCAGCUUCUUCCUUAAACUGAUGUAAACGCCGUUCUUUUUUUGUGUUCAUUGCUAGUCACUUACUCAAAAUACAUGUUAGUAUCA
Prunus dulcis (almond) is the source of this 2628-nucleotide messenger RNA. Its product is annotated as pentatricopeptide repeat-containing protein At1g79080, chloroplastic. The record is from RefSeq and is a predicted model, not a curated record. The coding region runs from base 502 to 2205 and encodes 567 amino acids. Lineage: Eukaryota; Viridiplantae; Streptophyta; Magnoliopsida; Rosales; Rosaceae. The transcript has a single exon. Gene Ontology annotation, molecular function: protein binding.